ACGUAAAUGACAAAAUUGUUAAUGGCUUCGCCGAUAAACCAUUAUCCAAACAAGAAAAAGAUAAAAGGAAGGAGGAGUAGGUUGGAAGGAUUCCAACGUUUUCAACCACAGCAGGUCACGAAUUCCUUCUAGAUUCUCCAAAUCCAAACCCUAGUCAAUCAUGAAUUUCUUCAAAUCAGUUUUUUCCGAUGAUGCUGAAUCGGAAUCCUCCAACACCAAACUACAACCAGAAGAACAAAACCCAGAUCCCAACACUCCUCCCAAGCUCCAACCUAGCAAUGCUGGUGGUGGUGGUGGUGGUGGUGAUAGCUGGAGUUUUGGUGGUUUACUCAGAACCUUAACCGUCAAAUCUGAAUCGGUCAUUGAAACAUACCGUCGCGAUCUGCAAGAGUUUGGGACGGGUCUAAGAAAAGAACUUGAGGUGGCCCAGGGUUCCGUAGGGACAGUCGGUACCGUCAUUGACGAGUUUGGAAACACCGUUUUGAAAGGGACGGCCCAGAUCAUCUCUCACGGUAAAGAUGCUAUCCUUGCUAUUGAGCACGAAUUUGAUUCAUCUGAUAAUAGUACUAAUCAGAAUAAUAAUAGUGGGCAACACAAACCAUAUAGUCGUUUCGAUGCUCAGGUUCGUGCGAUUCAGGGAGAUGUAAAUACAUAUUGUGAGGAAGUUGAUGAUUUAGAUGAUUAUGAUAAGUGGAAAUCUGGGUUUGUUUUAGAUACAAUGAAUGAGGAAAUUGAGAGUUUGUUUGAACAAAAUGGUGCUAUGGAAAGUAUAUACAAAAAGGUUGUGCCUAGUAAUGUUGAUCAUGAGACCUUUUGGUGUAGGUAUUUUUAUAGGGUGUUUAAGCUUAAACAGACUGAGGAUUUAAGGACUAGUCUUGUGAAGAGAGCCAUUUCAGGUGUUUCAGCUGAAGAGGAGGAGGUCUUGAGUUGGGAUGUUGAUGAUGAAGAUGGAGAGGAUGAGAGUCAGGGUAAUGUGGUCACUAAAUUGAAUCCAAAGGAAAUUGAAAACGUGGAUAGCAAAAAUUCUGGAAAGGAUGUUUGUAAAGAGGCUGAAGCAGCAGUGAAAAGUGAUCUAUCUGAAAACAAGGAGUUGGGUGAUAAAAAACUUGUGAAGGAAGAUAGUUUGAAAGCUGAUGAUGAUGAGGGAGAGAAGAGUUCUAAAUCUGAUGUGGAUGAAGUUGGUAAGGUAAGUGUUAUGGAAGAUGUUACGAAGAAAGUGAGCGAGGAGAAGAAUAGUGGAAUGAACAAGGAAGAUUCAGGAUUGAAACUAGAUGGGAAGGUGAGUUUGACGGAUAAGGGAGAAUCGGAGUCUAGUAAAAAUAGUGACAUUUCAGUUGUGUCAAGCCAGCCAUCUAUGCCCGAGGAAGAAGACCUUGGGUGGGAUGAGAUUGAAGAUCUUAGCAGCAUGGAUGAGAAGAAAGUGACUCGUGCUGGGAGCCCAACUAGAGCUGACUUGAGGAAGCGGCUGAGUGUUGCAGAAGAAGAGGAAGACUUGAGUUGGGAUAUUGAAGAUGACGACGAGCCAGUCAAGGCUUGAUACACCCUGAUUCUUGAGUUAAUAAAUUCGUAGAAUUGAUUGGGCUUUGCUCAGUUUUCUCUCCAUAUUAACCUUUGUGAGGGUUAUGUGGGGGAGGAUUUAUUAUAAUUCUAGAUGUUUGGCCUAAUUGCAAAUAUCAUCAAUGAUUAUGUUGUGUAUCUUUAUAUAAGUGGAAGGUAAUGUGGUAUGGUAAUAUCCCUUUCCAUUUAUCUGUUAAAACCAAUUUGCAGACAAUUCAUGCACAUUCAUCA
Mangifera indica (mango) is the source of this 1788-nucleotide messenger RNA. Its product is annotated as BSD domain-containing protein 1-like. The record is from RefSeq and is a predicted model, not a curated record. The transcript has a single exon. Lineage: Eukaryota; Viridiplantae; Streptophyta; Magnoliopsida; Sapindales; Anacardiaceae. The coding region runs from base 161 to 1537 and encodes 458 amino acids. Gene Ontology annotation, cellular component: cytoplasm.